Molecule: messenger RNA, 2727 nt
Organism: Asparagus officinalis (garden asparagus)
Lineage: Eukaryota; Viridiplantae; Streptophyta; Magnoliopsida; Asparagales; Asparagaceae
Product: serine/threonine-protein kinase Nek6
Exons: 13
Biological process (GO): protein phosphorylation
Molecular function (GO): protein kinase activity; ATP binding
Source: RefSeq, a predicted model, not a curated record
AUCUAAUCUUUUUGUUUUAAUUAUAGUUACUGUUAUGCUUUUCCCCCCACUGUAGUCUGUAUAGAUUAUGCAUAUGUGAAAAAUUUAUGAACACAAGUGGAGUUUCUUAAUGUUCCUUCAACAUUCAGAAAACAAUUUAAUGAAAACAAGUGACUUUGAUUUGCAUUCAUACAGAGUCCUGUAACGUUCUCUUAACAAGAGCAGCAUACAAAAGGACUGUACAACAAUGAUCUUUGGUUACAUUAUUCUCAUUAGGUCAAAGCAAACGUAGUAGCAACCUGACAUGAGCUUGUAAAACUUGUGAACUGUGACGAGGCUUAGUUGAACCUAAAUACCCUAUAGUUUUCCCUACUUUGCACUUAUAUACCUCCAUUUAUUUUUGGCAGCAGUUAUAUACCCUAAACUUUUUAAAACUUAUGCCCUAAACUUUUUAAAACUUAUGCCCGUAUAUGUCUCGGUUGUUUUGACAGCAUUUAUGUACACUAGAGUUUAGAACAUAAGGCAAUAUUAAAUGACUACAUACCCUGAGAAGCGUACAUGCAAAUAACCAUUAGAAGCAUUUCAUCGUCUAAUCCAAGAAAAUUUAGAGUGAACGUCGGAUCGCAAGUCCACUAUCACAACAUUAACCAUCCAACAGCGAAAUCCAACCAUCCAGACCCCUCCACAAAACACCUGAUUAAAUCUCCACCGUCCAAACCUCAGUCGCCCCCAUCCAACGGACAACAGCCCUCCACCAAACGGUCCCACUCCAACAAUCAUUCCCUCCUCGUGCACUCAAAACCAAGCCAGACUUUAUAAGCACGGCUACGGCCGCCUUUCUCUUUUUCGCCCCGACCUUUUUCUUUUCUUCUAAAAAUGGUAUAAAUUCUACAAAAACAAAUUCCAUAAAACCCCCCAAACUUUGAAAAAAGUCACAUCGGGCACAUUUCAAAAUAUUUUCUUAGCUCUCACUGUUCUGUAAUAUCGAUACAUUCUAAAUAUUUGAUCGAUUCUUUUCUGAACUUCAGGGGAUUUCGUGAAACGCCCCAUACUUUAAGGGGUCCUGUGUCAUUACCGACGUUUCAAGUUUUUUUUUUUAAUUUUUAAAUUUAACAAGAAUUACUUUAAACUGAAGUUGAAUAGAAAAAGAAAUGAAAAAGAAAUUCGCUUACCCGCCAAGCCACCAUCUUUUUCAUCUGAACUCAUAAUUGCUGUGGUGUGCUUGCUUGUUUACUUAAUUUCUUCAGGCUCCUUUUGUGAUUCAGAUCUAUUCAGGGUGUGACCACCAUUAAAUGAGUUCUGUGCUUCUUGUUGUUAUUUUGUUUCAAUAAAUGGGUAGAAGGGUCAGUGAAUCUGAGGAGGAGGAAGAAGAAGAAGAAGAGAAGGUUGUCAUGAGAUCAGGAGAAGAGGAGUAUGAGGUUUUGGAGCAAAUCGGCAGAGGAGCUUUCGGGUCUGCUCUGCUUGUUCUCCACAAGUCUGAGAAUAAGAAAUAUGUGAUGAAGAGAAUACGGCUAGCUAAGCAAACUGACAAAUUCCAAAGGACAGCCCAUCAAGAGAUGGCUUUGAUUGCGAGCCUAAACAACCCAUACAUUGUACAAUACAAGGAGGGCUGGGUGGACAAGGGAAGCUGUGUAUGUAUUGUGACUGCUUAUUGUGAAGGUGGAGACAUGGCUGAGAAAAUAAAGAAGGCAAGAGGAGCUCUUUUCUCAGAGGAGAGGGUAUGCAAAUGGCUUACUCAAUUGCUUCUUGCCAUUGAUUACCUGCAUUCCAACCGUGUGCUUCAUAGAGAUCUCAAGUGCUCCAAUAUAUUCCUAACGAAGGACAACGAUGUUCGACUAGGUGAUUUUGGACUUGCAACUUUGCUGAACGCAGAGGAUCUUGCCUCUUCAAUUGUCGGCACCCCCAACUACAUGUGUCCUGAAAUUCUUGCAGAUCUACCUUAUGGUUACAAAUCAGAUAUUUGGUCUCUAGGCUGCUGCAUGUUUGAGAUAUUAGCACAUCGCCCAGCCUUCAGAGCUCCAGAUAUGGCGGGUUUGAUCAACAAAGUAAAUAGAUCCUCUGUGUCUCCGCUCCCGACAGUUUACUCAUCUUCACUGUCAAACAUUUAAAUCAAAAGUAUGUUGAGAAAAAACCCAGAUCAUAGGCCAAAUGCCGCAGAACUACUGAGGGACCCUUACUUGCUGCCGUACGUUGCUGAAUCUUGUAAUCCUUCUCCAUUCUACCUCCCAAUAAAGCCUACUUCAGACUCCACUCCACAAGAAAAACGACCAAAGAAGCGAAGCAACGAGGCCAGGAUAUCUACAUCCAAACCAUCGGGAGACAGACGAGCGAUAGGCAAUGCUAACAAAAACCAAUCAAGCGAAGCCGCCGCAAACACGCCAAAACUCUCUGACGUUCACAAACCAAAUGGAGAUAAACCUGAGGAAGAAACUUCGACGGCGAGCACACUGACUGUCCUUCAAGGAGAGCGUUCCGCCGAGUGGGAUGGACUGAACGUCAUCCAGCAACGAGCUGAUGCAUUGGAGUCACUUCUUGAGCUGUGCGCAAAGCUCCUGCAGCAGGAGAGGCUCGAGGAGCUUGCGGGCGUGUUAAGGCCAUUCGGAGAAGAAGCAGUGUCGUCGAGGGAAACGGCGAUUUGGCUGACAAAGAGCCUUGUAACGCAGCCUAAGAUUGUAAAAGAAGACGACGGUUAAAACCGAAUAAUUCUGAGAGAAUGCAUGUCAAUAAUACUCGGUUGCCAUUAUUAUU